AAGGUUAAUCUGCACAUGCUCAGCUUAGAGAGAAUGUUUAAAAGAACAGGGGAAAACAAGCAGGGGAAGCACGUGCAGAGCGCGCGCGCAGGUGCUCAGCUCCUCGUGUUGGGGCAGAUGUGUGAAGCAACAAUUUCAUGUCAGUUUUCUGUUUAAUCCCGAGUUUGUUUGUUUUUUGUUUUGAUUUCCCGCGAAGUAUCGCGGCGAAAUAAAGCUUUGAUCUCCAAAAAGUAUGUUAAAGAGAGGAAACUGCCUCAGGUAGCAGGUCUUUGGCGCAUGCGUAACAGUGCGCAGAGAUGAGAAAACGCAGGUUCCUUACAAAGAAAGAAAGAAAAGUAAAAAGAAAUUUGAAAUGAAAACAGGAAAUAAAGUUUCUGGAGGCUAUAUUUCAAUUAAGUUCAGGCCUCCUGGACACAUCUGAUGCGUAAAUACGCGCCGGAACCGAGAAAAAGAUCCGCAUCUUUGUGCCAAAGCUCCAUGACUUGAAAAGCCGCGAGGCGUGAAGCGGUUAUGUAAAUAUCUCUAAGUGCAGCUGGCAUCAGUGCGUAAUUGGUUUCCACCUUAAACAAUGAAUCCAUUAUUGUAGAUUAAUGGAUUCCUUUGAGAGUAAGCCACCUCCCACCAAGAGCUUCGGCCUCCGGGAAGUCAACCCCAGCUCAAUUUCUGUCUUCAAAUCGACAUUUCCCUUGUUUAAAGGAUUUCUCAAGGUGCUGGAAGCACGUUACACCACAGCUGCUCCACAGAAAAGCAUCUGCAGAAACGUUGAUUCUCCUGGAUUUGAGCUUUUAUUGCCAGACGCGGAGACAAUGGACUUGUUAACGUCGCCAUUAGUGUUCCUUUACAUUGGCUGAUUGCUGAUUUACAUUAGCGGCCAAAUAGCAUCUUUACUGCUGUUUACUGAGGGUAUGGGGGCACUGGAGGGGACUGAGGGGGGCUCUCAUAUAAAGUCUGUAGCCUUCAGGACUGGUCAAACUCUCCGACUCUGAGCUGCGUCCUCCAGCCGUCCGGGAAUCUGCUCCUCCAAGCGCACAGAUGCGGCCCUUCCUGAUCAGCCUGUGCGCGCUCCUGUGCGUCGCCGCCGCGCGCCCUUCUCCUCGGCAUCCUUUCAACGAUUUUCCCGCCGAUGCCGAGUCAGAGGAAGUUCGCUCUGCAGCCAUCAAGAGACUUUUGGAGGUUUUUGGCAUGGAGGACCCCCCCGCCGUCCACGGACACAAGCAGCCGCCCCAGUACAUGCUGGAUCUGUACAACACUGUGGCGGAUGUGGACGGCGUGACCAGAGACCCCUCCCUCCUGGAGGGGAACACUGUGCGCAGCUUCUAUGACAGACUGCGCAGUGAGCAGGUGGAGUUCCGCUUCAACCUGUCGAGUGUCGCAAAAACCGAGAAGAUCCUCACGGCGGAGCUUCAUCUGUUCAAGCUCAGACCUCAGGCCACGCAGACGUUCAACCGGCACCACUUCUGCCAGGUCAGCAUCUACCAGCUGAUGGAGAGCAGCAGGAGCAACAGCACGCAGGAGAAGAAGCUGCUGUCCGCCAGACUCCUCCCAGUUCACUCCUCUGGCUGGGAGGUCUUCACCAUCACUCCAGCUGUCCGGUCCUGGAUGACAGAGGAGGGCAGUAACCUGAGGCUCCAUGUGGUGGUUCAGACUCUGGGGGGAAGUCAGGUGGACCUGAAGCUGAUCCGCUUCGCUUCAGGACGCCACCACCACCCGAGCAAGCAGCCCAUGUUGGUCCUCUUCACUGAUGAUGGCCGUCAGUCCGCCACCCUGGAGAGCUCAGACUCUGGGGAGUCCACCUCCACCCUCCCCCAGUUCCCCAUGUCCUCUCCGUCUUCUCGCUCCGCCCGCUCGGUGGACUACAGCGAGGACCACGGCGUGCCCAAGCCCUGCCAGCGCUUGCCCCUCUACGUGGACUUCGAGGAGAUCGGCUGGUCGGGCUGGAUUGUGUCGCCGAGGGGCUACAACGCCUACCACUGCAAAGGCUCCUGCCCGUUCCCUCUGGGUCAGAACAUGAGGCCCACCAACCACGCCACCGUCCAGUCCAUCAUCAACGCCCUGAAGCUGGUCCGAGGCAUCGAGACGCCGUGCUGUGUGCCGGACAAACUGCACUCCAUCAACCUGCUGUACUUUGAUGAUGACGAGAACGUGGUGCUGAAGCAGUACAACGACAUGGUGGCUGGGAGCUGCGGCUGCCACUGACCAUGAGCGCGCACGUGCACACGCACACAGCCAGCAUCACUCUGAGGCCGCACUAACAGGCAAACCUGAGCAAAGAUUGUAAAAUAUGUAAAUAUUCAUAAAUAUUAAUAUAUGUUUAUGACAGAUGUGUUAUUUACACAAAUGUAAAUGUGUAUAUUGUGUUUUCUGCUGAGUGGGAUUGUAGUUUGAAUAAAGGUCAAAUGACAGAAUGUUUUUUUUGUUAUUUUAAAAAAUCCGCUCAAAUGAUAAACAUGAUAAACUUUAAACAAUUUAAAAAAUGCAUUAGUAAACUGAAUUAUGAUUCAUACCAUGUACAAAAGUAUUAUUCAUUCAGGUGAAUAAUUGUUGGGAGCCUGCUGUUGCCAGGUUCCCCCAGCAGAGGGCGCCGCUGUGCUCUGAGAGGACAGAGCCAGUCAGUCACCUGGUGCAGGUGAGGAGGUCAAAGUUACCUUCAGAGGGGCAGGUGAAGCUGUCUGAAUAAAAAGUUUAAAGACAUUUUUUAAAUUUACUUUGACUAAAAGUUUUUCUUUGCAAUAAAGUUGAAUAGAAAGUGAAUCUGAACCGUCGUCUCGGUGACUUUUGACCUCUUGUCAGCCGAACUUCAGCAGAACCGCGUUCUUGAUUCACAAGCACACCCA
This is a messenger RNA of Oryzias latipes (Japanese medaka), 2834 nucleotides long. RefSeq names its product anti-dorsalizing morphogenic protein (gene admp). NCBI's taxonomy places the organism in Eukaryota, Metazoa, Chordata, Actinopteri, Beloniformes, Adrianichthyidae. Gene Ontology annotation, molecular function: growth factor activity; cytokine activity. Gene Ontology annotation, cellular component: extracellular region. The record is from RefSeq and is a predicted model, not a curated record.